AUCGUCACUUCCUCAUUGUAGCGCUCGCGCUGCGGAAGUGUUUGAAAGUGCCAUUGCGCUAGACCAGCGCGAGCUUCACGCUGCACGAGCUGAUCGAUAGGUCUCCGCACGCGGCAUGUGAUGGAGUGGCAGCCGGAUGAACAAGGCCUCCAGCAGGUCCUGCAUCUGCUAAAAGACUCCCAGUCUCCAAACACAGCCACACAGCGAGCUGUGCAGGAGAAACUGGAGCAGCUGAACCAGUUUCCUGAUUUCAACAACUACCUUAUCUUUGUCCUGACGAGGCUGAAAACUGAAGAUGAGCCCACUCGAUCUCUCAGCGGUCUGAUACUGAAGAACAACGUGAAGGUUCACUAUCAGAACUUCCCUCCUGCAGUUGCACACUUCAUCAAGCAGGAAUGUUUAAACAACAUCGGAGACCCUUCCCCUCUCAUCCGCGCCACGAUCGGUAUCCUCAUCACAACGAUUUCCACCAAAGGGGAGCUGCAGACGUGGCCAGAGUUACUGCCUCAGCUGUGCAACAUGCUCGAUUCAGAGGACUACAACACCUGUGAGGGCUCGUUUGGAGCUUUACAGAAGAUCUGCGAGGACUCAUCGGAGCUUCUGGACAGUGACGCUCUCAACCGACCCCUCAACAUCAUGAUUCCCAAGUUCCUGCAGUUCUUCAAACACUGCAGCCCCAAGAUCAGGUCUCAUGCUGUUGCCUGUGUGAACCAGUUUAUCAUCGGAAGAGCACAAGCCUUGAUGGACAACAUUGACACCUUUAUUGAGAGUCUGUUUGCGCUGGCCGCAGAUGAGGACUCAGAGGUGCGGAAGAACGUGUGCAGGGCUCUGGUCAUGCUGCUGGAGGUGCGAGUGGACCGACUCAUCCCUCACAUGCGCAGUAUCGUAGAGUACAUGCUGCAGCGCACACAGGACCCGGAUGAGAAUGUGGCUCUGGAGGCCUGUGAGUUCUGGCUUACGCUGGCUGAGCAGCCCAUCUGUAAGGACGUCCUGUCUGGACAUCUUGCACAACUGGUUCCUGUUCUGGCGAACGGGAUGAAGUACUCGGAGAUUGACAUCAUUUUGUUAAAGGGUGACGUGGAGGAAGACGAGGCCGUGCCGGACAAUGAGCAGGACAUAAAGCCACGCUUUCACAAGUCUCGUACGGUCACCCUUCGGCACGAGGGUGAUGAAGGCGAGGAAGGAGAGGAGAGUGAAGAGGAUGAUGACGAUGACGACGACAGUCUGUCUGACUGGAAUCUGCGUAAGUGUUCGGCGGCUGCCCUUGAUGUCCUGGCAAACGUGUUUCGGGAUGAGUUGCUGCCACACCUGCUUCCAGUGCUGAAGGAGCUGCUGUUCCACCUGGACUGGGUUGUUAAAGAGUCUGGCAUCCUGGUGCUGGGAGCCAUCGCCGAAGGCUGUAUGCAGGAUAUGGCUCCGUACCUGCCGGAGUUAAUUCCUCACCUGAUCCAGUGUCUCUGUGAUAAGAAAGCACUGGUCCGCUCCAUCGCCUGCUGGACUCUGAGCCGCUAUGCACACUGGGUGGUCAGCCAGCCGCCAGACUCCUACCUCAAACCCCUCAUGACCGAGCUGCUCAAACGCAUCCUCGACAGCAACAAGAGGGUUCAAGAGGCUGCCUGCAGUGCGUUUGCGACUCUGGAAGAGGAGGCCUGUACAGAGCUGGUUCCCUACUUGAGCUUCAUUCUGGACACACUGGUGUUUGCCUUCAGCAAGUACCAGCACAAGAACUUGUUGAUCCUCUACGACGCCAUCGGAACCCUUGCUGACUCUGUCGGACACCAUCUUAACCAGCCAGAAUACAUCCAAAAGCUCAUGCCCCCUCUUAUUCAGAAAUGGAAUGAGUUAAAAGAUGAAGACAAGGAUCUGUUCCCUUUGCUGGAGUGCCUGUCUUCGGUGGCCACAGCACUACAGAGCGGCUUCCUGCCCUACUGUGAACCAGUUUACCAGCGCUGUGUCACCCUGGUCCAGAAGAACCUCGCUCAAGCCAUGAUGUAUAACCAGCACCCUGACCAGUACGAGGCCCCUGAUAAAGACUUCAUGAUUGUGGCCCUUGAUCUGCUCAGCGGUCUGGCUGAGGGACUCGGAGGUCAUGUAGAACGACUGGUCACCCGCAGCAACAUCAUGACCCUGCUCUUCCAGUGCAUGCAGGACACCAUGCCAGAAGUGCGUCAGAGUUCAUUCGCUCUGCUGGGAGACCUGACUAAGGCGUGUUUCCUUCAUGUGAAGCCCUGCAUCGCUGAGCUCAUGCCUGUCCUGGGACUCAACCUCAACCCGGAGUUCAUAUCUGUGUGCAACAAUGCCACAUGGGCCAUCGGAGAGAUCGCCAUGCAGAUGGGUAUGGAGAUGCAGCCAUUUGUGGCCUUGGUUCUCAAUAACCUUGUGGAGAUCAUCAACAGACCUAAUACACCCAAAACUCUGCUGGAGAACACCGCCAUUACGAUUGGUCGGCUGGGAUGUGUGUGUCCACAGGAAGUUGCCCCCAUGUUGCCACAGUUCAUUCGCCCCUGGUGCACGUCACUUAGAAACAUUCGGGACAAUGAAGAGAAAGACUCCGCCUUCAGGGGCAUUUGUGUAAUGAUUGGGGUAAAUCCUGGAGGAGUCGUACAGGACUUCAUCUUUUUCUGUGACGCUGUGGCCUCCUGGGUAAAUCCAAAUGACGAUUUGAGAGACAUGUUCUACAAGAUUUUGCACGGCUUCAAGGAUCAGGUUGGUGAGGAUAACUGGCAGCAGUUCUCCGAACAGUUUCCACCGCUGCUGAAGGAGAGGCUUUCAGCCUGCUAUGGUGUGUAGACGCCGCCCCUGCUGACAUGGGAAUCAACUAUUAGGUGAAAUCUACGGGAGGGUUACUGGGGAACUCAUCCAUGUCUGUUUGUGGGAACUACCUGCUGUUAGAGCCAAAGACGUGUGACUGUUUGUCAUCUGGAGCCAUCCCGCUUCCUCCAGCUCUGUGAAAGAGGAUUUGAAAGAGUUGAUGUGAAAUCAACAUUUUUACUGUCACAGUUUGGCUUCUGACUUGCUCAGAAUGGGAAUGAAUCCUGAAGCUCAGGGAUCUUGAUCGGGAGGGAGGGAUCGUUCAGGCAAGAUUCACCAGCUGCUUAUUGGACAAAACGACGCCAUUCGAUAGUCCAGCCUUAGCAAAGCCUGGCUUCUCAGCUAGAUGCCAAAAGCACAAACACAAAAACUGCAACAAGCGGCAUACAUGCAUAAGGCAGACUGUGCCUAAACAAAAUUUGUUUUCUUAAAGCGACAGGUCACCCGAAAAUGAAAAGUUUCACCCUAAUGUCACUCAAAACAAGUAUAUAUUUUUAAGAUGUUAGAUGGCACAAUUGCUCUUUUACGUAUAACAAAAAGUGCGUGAUAGCUGCUAAUAGGACAAGUUAUGAUUUACUUAAUGCAGUGUUUUCCAAAUCUUCUGAAGCCAUGCAAAGGUUUGUGUGAGAAACUGGCUGAAAUUUAGUUAUUCACUAAGUCUCAUUAUUAUAAUUUUUUUUGUGACGUACACCGCAUAAGUUUUUCUUAUGGAAAACUUUUAUUGUACCUUUUUAAAGCUGAAGUCACUUUCCACUUUUGUGUUUCAUGGAGAAUUUUCAUUUUUGGGUGUACUUUCACUUUAAAAGUUGUUAGUUUAACUGGUAAUUAUAUAAGUUUUUAGGGUUGGCUAAUGACAGAAGCAUGCAAUCAUUAUGACAUAAGUACAUAUUUCUGAAUUUUCUGCCUGCUUAAUUACUUUCCACAGCUCCACAUUACAUCGAGCUAUAUUUUCAUUCCAUGAAGAAACUGCUUAUUUCAUUUAUUGCUGAUAAUUCUGCUGCAGCCUGUAAAGGAACCAUAAUGGAAUUGCUGAUUUUAUGAUGGUCACGUAAUGUUUCAUACCUAGUUUUGCUUCCUCUUUUUUUUUUGCUUAACUAAAACGUGCAUAGCAGGAAGGACAAUGAGGUUUCUUGAUAAAGUAAUCCUUUUUCCUAAUUGAUCGCUGUAAUCUGUAGUCUGUAUUUAAGCAUUAUUAUUCCUUUUGUGUUGCAAACGUCAUGUUAAGAUUGAUCUCAGAAAGCCUGCACCAAGAAUUCACUGUAGAGAUUGAGUGUUUGCUUCUGCUGUUUUUAAAAUAAAUUCUAGGGAGUUAAAUAACUAAAAUGCUUAAGGAACUUUAGUUAGUGGCGUUAUUGAUAUGCACGUUCUCUUAUAAGGACUGUCUGGUUCCCCCUCAAAGAUGGGAAUCUAGUGAAGUUAUGAAGGCCGUUUUUGUUAAGAGUAAGAAUGCUUGGCUUGUGUAAGGACAAUCUAAUUAAUUAUCACAUGAGGGAAACCGCUAUUUCUUUAAUGAACUUAAAUUUAACACGGAGUAUAAUUUUAGCAAAGAAAACUAAUCUGCGUUAAUAGCAUGUAAUCUGGUAAGAUUCUCCAGUCUACACUAUGCAGUUGUCCUUUUGGACAGACUAAUGAAUUGUGGAAAAACGGUAAUCAGAAGGGCAGUGUUAGUGAGUCCCGUUUAAGUUAAAAUAGAAAAAUGACAUUUGAUUUCAAGUGUAAUGUAAUUGGAAGUACUUCAUUCUAUGUUGAUGGGGCUUAGAAUUUAGAAAAGGUUUCCUAGAUCUUUUCCCCGUAUUUUUAGUUGUUUUGAUCAUGUUUUAACUGUUGUCGUGGUUUUAAAUGCAUGUUCAUCUCUUUGAAUGACAGUUGCAUCUUAAGGUUUCUUCUCUCAUCAUUAAACACUAGCUCUGACAAUCUCAUUUUUAAAAUGUAUACUUUUUUGUAAGCUGCUCCACCCUCUAGGGUUUUUUUUUUUUUUUAACAUUUAGAUGUAUUUCACAUAUUUGGUAAGCAACCCUGUUGGACAUUUAAUUCAAAAGAACAAGUUUAACCUUAAAAAAAUGCAAAGUUGUGUGGUCACAUUUUAAAAUCAUGCUGUAUUUGUAAGUAUUUAGAAUUGGUUAUCUAAAACUGUAAAAUGGAAAAUCCUCUGUUUCUAAAUGAUUAAUGCACUUAUGCAUUUGCUCCUGUUACUGUAAUGACAAUAUGCUGCCAAGCAGACCUGUGUUCCACCAAUACCUUGUC
Molecule: messenger RNA, 5055 nt
Organism: Sinocyclocheilus rhinocerous
Lineage: Eukaryota; Metazoa; Chordata; Actinopteri; Cypriniformes; Cyprinidae
Product: transportin-2
Exons: 25
Coding region: 121-2790 (889 amino acids)
Biological process (GO): protein import into nucleus
Molecular function (GO): small GTPase binding
Source: RefSeq, a predicted model, not a curated record